AUGUCUUCCCAAAACGUUUUCUCAACAUCGAUUGCCAGAAGAACUCGCAAGGCACCAGCUCCUGAAGCAUCAAAAGGGCCAAACCCAAAAAGAAGAGCUCUUGCUGAUUCUUCGGAAUCGGAGUCGGAAAAGAAUGUUCAGGUAUCAAGACCCAAAAGAGUGUCCGCAAGAUGUGUCACUUCUGAUGAUAGUGAAUAUGACUUUGAAGAUAGCUCAAUUAAGAAGAAACCUGGAAAUAUUCGCAAAACCAAGGAUUCUAAAAAAUAUGUGUCUUCAUCUUCGUCUUCUUCAGAAUUGGAAUCUGACUCUGAUGCUUGGGAUGUCGAGGACCAAACCGACGAUCAGCAAUCGGAAGAAUUCAGUGAUCCAACUAGCUCAAGAAGACAACUGAAAAGAAAGAGAACAUAUAAAAAGAGGACUCAACUCUCUUAUGAGGCAGCGGAACCGAUUUUAAUGGAGCUCUUCCAUCAAAAUCCGCAAUUCCGUGAUUACAGAAAUCCGGAGUUGAGAGAAAAGACACGUUGGCCGAUCCAAAGAGUGAGCAAAUUCUUGAACGACCUCAGAAAAGAGCAUGGGCUUUUGGCUCCUCUCCCGAAAACAGAAGCCGAACUGAUACUGAUGGAAAUUUUUAGGAAGAACCAGUUGUUUUCUGAUUUUAAAAAUAUUAACUUGAAGAGAAAGCUUCGCUGGCCGAGCAAAAAGAUCGAGAGGUGGUUCCUACGACAACGCAACUUGGAGCGUGAAAAACUACGCAAAGAAACAGGAACCCCGUUCGAUGAUGCCAUGGAACGAAUCUUCCAAAAACAACAAUAUUUUAGAAUUCGAACUAAAAAUUUGGAAGUGGUAACUGGAGGCGAUUGGAACAAGAUCUCGAAAUGGCUCAGAAACAAAAGGAGAAAUACGCUGGAGGCGUAUUUCAAAAAGGAAAUUUCGGUCUUACCGACUGAAAUGGCCAAUUUCGAGAGACUUCACCAAAGGUACAAUAAUCCCUUGGGUAUUGAUGCAGUUCGUUUGAUUGAGCAAAGAGAAAAAGUGUGCGGCUAUAAUCUAGCGGACUAUUUGUUGGAGCGAUGGAGAGUGUUGGCUAUGCUUCAAGAACAAGGAAUACACCAAACCUCCCCAGUGAACUGUCAGUUUCUCGAAGAUCAAGAACAUCGACAAGCUUCUCCAUGUGAGGCAAUUGCGGAAAUUGGCGAAAAUGAUCAAGUUGAUGUUGAGAAUCCAGGAGAGGUCCAAAUCAAUGCAGACGAUGAGAUUAGGCAUCAGAGUAUUAAACAGAAGCAGCAACAGAAACUCAACCUCUUCAAUGACGUCAUGGAAAAAGUUUUCCAAGAACGACAAUUCAUUGCAAUUUCUAACGAAGCUUUGGAAAUGAAAACGGGAUACCCUUGGAGCAAGAUUUCAAACUGGCUUAAAACCAAAAGGAGAGAUAUCCUAGAGUCAUACUUUAGAGAGGCAAUUUCUGUUUUACCAACAGAAAUGGCAACCUUUGAGAGAAUUCACCAAAAGUACAAUAGUCCCAUGGGCGCCGAUGCAGUGGCUUUCAUUGAACUGAAAGAAAAUGUGUCCGGCUAUAACUUAUCCGAAUAUUUCGUGGACCGACAGGUUGUGAUGGCUAACAUCCGGAAGGAUAUGGAAGACGUCCACGAAGAACAGGAAGAAGAGGAAUUUGAAAAUGAACAGGAUGCUCAUGAAGAGGAUCACAUUGAGCAGGAUCAUCAUUGGUUCACUCGACAACGCAAGUUGAAGCAGCAGCAGGAACUUGCUGGCUUCGUUGGCAUCAUGGAGACAAUUUUCCAAAAAAAGCAAUUUUUUAGAUUUCGGGUCAAAGCGUUGGAAGAGAAAACGGGACACCCCUGGAAAAAGAUACGGAACUGGCUGAGAAUGAAGAGAAAAGAGACUCUAAAAUCAUUUUUCAAAAAAGAAAUUUCGGUGUUGCCAGAGGAAAUGGCCAAUUUCGAAAGACUUUUCAAGAAGUAUGAAGCAUACACGGACGCCGAUAAAAUUUAUGAGAUUGGAAUGAGAGAAGAUGUAUGCAGCAAUGACGUAGCGGACUACUUUAUAGAACGCUUUAGAGUGUUAAAGGAGCUUCAGGGAGAGACCAAAGAUGGCAAUGUGGAACAGGAAGAGGAAGACGAAUUGCUAAAUGCACAGAACGCUAAUGAAGGGGAUCACAAUGAGCCGGAUUUGGAACACCAGAUGGAUGAAGCGGUUGACUACCAGAUGGAUGAAGCGGCUAAUGAACUUCGAGAAGAGAUGGACAAUCAGUACGAAGAUAGAGAGCAAGAAGAAGAUAAUGAUGUGGAGGGAUUAGUUGAUCAACAAGUGACGAUUAGAGAGGAACUCUCAAUCGAAACAAACCGUCAAAAUGUUGAGCAACAAGGCGGUCAAGCUAGAAUACCAAAGCCCAGACAGAUGAACGAUAGAAGAAGUGCAAGAGAUGAUUACCAAGUCGAACAGAUUUUAGGAAAACUUUUUGAAGAGCAGCAGUUUCUUGGAAGAAACAAAAAAGAGCUGAGAAGGAAAACUGGCUGCAAUGCGAAAUUUAUGUCCGAAUGGUUCAAAAAGAAGAGAAUGGCCAUUCUACGAUGGUUUUUCAAUAAGGAAGUUCCUGCUUUGCCGAAGGAAAUGGCGAAUUUUGAAAGAAUUUUCAAUUCGUAUGAAUUUGAAAAUGUAGAUGCUGCAGAUGUCAUUUUUCGAAUUGAAACAACGGAGAAUAUUUACGGAGACGAUUUUGCUUCGUAUUUAUGCGAGCGGGAAAUGAUAACUGGUGAACUUCAGCAGAAGGUUGGAGAUCAGUUGGAAGGAAAUGAGGAGCGGCUGGAGGAAGGAUUGGUAGCUCAACGUGAACCAAGCAGUCAAAUCGGUGAAGAUGAACAAGGAGUCCAAUCUGGUGUUCCUCAAGAAGCGGUUCAGAUGGAAUUCCGUCUUGAUCAAAUGGAAUUUUACAACCCACAAGAGGCUCCAAUAGAUAAAGAACUUCAUACUCAAGAAAAAGAACCAGUAGCUGUUGAGCCAGAAAUCGAAAAUGAUGACAUCGGAUUCGCAAAUCUACAGGAUGCUUCACACAACGAACAACUUCAUGACCAGCAAGUGGAGGGACCAGUGGCCAAUCAACAAUUUCCCGUAAACAUUAAGCUAGAAAUUCCCGACGUUGACGUCAAAUACGUUGAACACCUGAAAGUUCCAGUAAAGCAAGAGACGCAGGAGCCGAUUGAGAAUGUAGAAGAAGAAGAGGAAGAGGAUGUUGAGCAACUUAUAGUCUUCGAUGUUAUUGAUUUGAAUACGCCUCAGGAUAUAGGAUCAGUCGGGCCUGUGUCCAUUCUCCGAGUGCAGACCAGUUUCGAGGAUCUCCAACCUUUUCUUGGAAAUCUUGUGGGAUUCGCAGAGAUUGGAUAUGCGAGGGAACCCGAUAUGGUGGAGAAUAAAAGAAGUUUGAACUACUUGGAAUCCCUGACACUUCCAUUCAACUGUUCCCUGGAUUAUCUACAGUGGUCGAAGGCCCAGGUAAUGGAGUUCUUCUGCCAGAUCAUCAAACCAGCAACUAUCAGGAACCUCGGGGAGAAGACAUCUCUUGGCAGAAGGACUCGCAAGGCUCCUGCUACUGCAACAUCCAAAGGACUCAAUCCAAAAAGAAGGAAACUUGCGGAUUCUUCAGAAUCGGAGUCUGAAAAGGAUAUUCAUGUACAGAUUUUGGGGACGAAACGGAAGAUGAGCAACCGAAGGAGCCAAGUCAGCCGAGUAGCUCAAAGCGAGAACGAAGAAGAAAGAACGCAGAUAAGAAUGUAA
Messenger RNA from Caenorhabditis briggsae, 3789 nucleotides. Gene Ontology annotation, molecular function: RNA polymerase II cis-regulatory region sequence-specific DNA binding; DNA-binding transcription factor activity, RNA polymerase II-specific. Gene Ontology annotation, biological process: regulation of transcription by RNA polymerase II. The record is from RefSeq and is a predicted model, not a curated record. The transcript has 18 exons. Gene Ontology annotation, cellular component: nucleus. The coding region runs from base 1 to 3789 and encodes 1262 amino acids. NCBI's taxonomy places the organism in Eukaryota, Metazoa, Nematoda, Chromadorea, Rhabditida, Rhabditidae.